GCUCGUACGUGUGAGUAACUGGCUGGUAUACUGACACGUCGAUCUUCAGCAGUUUUUAAGCGUCGUCGCACAACGUUCAACUGUUCGUGUGUCGUGCAUCAUACCUUACAGAUUGUUUUUCUGUGUGACUAAAUAGAAACUAUUUGCAGAAUGCCUGCUGCACCUAGUUCAACAUCUGUUGGAGCUGCCAGCCGGUCUCCAAGUAAAGCCAUUGCACCUCGUGCUGGCGUUGGAGGCACUGUGAGGCAGCGCAAAACCAUUACUGCAACAUCUGCUAGGAACCGCACAACUGGAACCAAUUCUGGUGGUAUGUGGAGAUUCUAUACUGAUGACUCUCCAGGAAUCAAAGUUGGUCCAGUUCCAGUUCUGGUUAUGUCACUUUUGUUCAUUGCAUCUGUUUUCAUGUUACACAUUUGGGGAAAAUACACCAGAUCUUAAAAUACUUAAAUUCAUUUUUUAAAUAUACAACAGACUUCCAGAAUGUCCAGUGGACAGUGAAUGUCUCUGAUGCACAUAUAAAAAAUAUCCAAUUUAUAAUAAAAUUUAUAAUGAACUGUAUAAAAGCUGAACAUGUGAAUGACCGAUCAAAGAUUGUUACUACUGAAAUUAUACUAUUUGUCUUUAUGAAAAAUUUACUUUCUGUAAUUUAUUUAAGUAAAAGUGUAAGGUUUAUAUAAAAUUAAUGAUUGACAAUUGUACAUUAUUAAUAUAGUAAUAUACCUUACGUUCCAGAGUGCAUUUACGUACUCACUUGAAAUAUUUUAAUAGUUAAGAUCAAUUUAAUAUAUAAAACAUGAAU
This is a messenger RNA of Phymastichus coffea, 799 nucleotides long. RefSeq names its product protein transport protein Sec61 subunit beta (gene Sec61beta). Gene Ontology annotation, cellular component: Sec61 translocon complex. Gene Ontology annotation, biological process: intracellular protein transport. The record is from RefSeq and is a predicted model, not a curated record. The transcript is spliced from 4 exons. Lineage: Eukaryota; Metazoa; Arthropoda; Insecta; Hymenoptera; Eulophidae. The coding region runs from base 151 to 438 and encodes 95 amino acids.